This is a messenger RNA of Paramecium sonneborni, 1163 nucleotides long. Lineage: Eukaryota; Ciliophora; Oligohymenophorea; Peniculida; Parameciidae. The record is from the annotation of a GenBank genome assembly.
AUGAUUUAGGAUACAAUGCCUGAAUAAUAAUAGAAUCUAGAUACACAAUAAGCAACACUUGUAUCCUCACAACUUUUUGAAUAAUGCAUGGUAAAUUAAAAAUUCAAAUAACAAAGUUACUUAAAUCAAGAAGUCAAAUGGAUGAGGCUAUUAAAGUUAUUAGUGAAGCUAUCACUAUUAGACCUGAUUAUUAUGAAGCUUAUAUUUUAAGAGGUAUAAAUUUAGAUAUUUUAAAAUUUAGGUGAAAUAUUAUUGGAAAUUGACCAUUAAAAGGCUUUAAGUGAUUUAAACAAGGCCAUCGAAUUGAAUCCUUAAUUUCCAUAGGGGUAUUAUCAUAGAUGUAAAUAUAUAAAUGAAAAUUAAGCUAUUUAUCAUUUGAAAUAGAAAGAUUUUAAUUCAGCUUUGAAGGACUGUGAUAGUUCAAUUCAAUCAAAUCCAAAAUUUUCUUUGGCAUAUGUAAGAAAAGGUAUUUCUUAUAUUAAUUUUUCAGGAAUAACAUUAAUUUGUCUGCAUCAUCAAGAAGAGGCUCUAAAAUGCUAUUAUAAAGCUUUAGAAAUUGAUAACAAAUGUUGGUAAGCUUAUAAUAAUAGGGGUAUGUAAUUUUAUUCAUAAAAAGGUGCCUUAUUCACGGAUAUGAAGAAGAAUACAUUAGCUUUAAUGGAUUAUAACAAAUCUAUAGAAUUGAAUCCUAAUGGAGAUUUAGCUUAUAAUAACCGAGGUUUAAAGAAAUUAAAUAAAUAGGUAUACUCUAUAAGGAUACUGGAAAAUUUGAUUUAUCUCUUUCAGACUUUAACAAAGCUAUUUAGUUAAACUAAAAUUGUAAUUUGGCUUAUUUUAAUCGAGGUUGUUUUAAUAUUAUAAAAAGGUUUGCUGUAUUUAAAAGUUGGUAAGUUAGAACAAAGUCUUAAUGAUUUUGAUAAAGCAAUUGCAUUAGACAAAAAUAAUCCACUUUUCUAUUUAACUAGAGGUAAAUUUUAUUAAUUUGUUUAGGCGCACUUCUCUAAAAGAUGGGAAAAAAUUAGUAGGGAUUCCAUGAUAUUAAAAAAGCGUUAGAGCUAAAUUCUGGAAAUACUUAAAAUAAAGAAAAUUAAUAAAAAAUACAAAGCCACCAAAUCUAAGAACCUUAAAGAUCUUCUUAAGGAUGUUGUUGCUAAAUAUAUUGA